AUGGAAAACUACGACUCCCAGUGUCCCUCGCGACAGCGCCUGCGCCUCGCAGCGGCGGGCGCUAAUUGGCCGCCGGCGCCGCCGCCAUUUCGCGCGUUGGCUCAAGGCCCGCCUCGGGCCCAGGCGCAGGAACCCAGCGGCGCCCCGCCGGCCCUCUACAAAGCCACCCAAUCAGCGCCCGCAGCGCACCUGACCGACAGCCGCCUCCGCCAAUCAGCGGCUUCCGCCGCGGAGGCCAAUCGGAAGGCGAGACGCAGCGGGGAGUGUGGCUGUGCGGGUCACGUGGGGAGCGCUCCGCCAAUCAGCGCCGCGCGACGCGGGGUCGCCCCGGCUCCCGCCAAGUACGAGCGGGACGGGCCGGGCGGGACCGGGCCCGGGAGCGGCGGGGGCUGCGCGGGCCGGGCCGGCCUCGGUUCGGCCGCCGCGGUUCGGCCACCGCCGCCAGCCGCGCCGGCCGCCGCCACAGGUAGGGCCGAGCUGGGGGUGCGGUACGGCCCGGCCGGGGCGCGAGGUGUUUCCGGCGGCGGUUGGGCCGCGGGGUGCGCGGGGCCCGCCCGGGGUAACAAAGGCGGCGCCGGAGCCGCCGCUGCGCCCCGGGACUGGGCCCGGGCCCGCCCUGCGGCCUCACUCGCGGAGUCACGGAGCGGUUUGGGUGGGGAAGGAUCUGAAAUCGCACCCCGUUCCAGCCGUGCCGCGGGUACCGACACCCUGAGGGCUCCGGCCCGGCCCUGGGCACUGCCAGGGACCGGGGACAGCCACGGCUGCUCCGGGCACCGGUGCCACGGCCUGCCCCCCUCACAGCCGCCAAAUUCCCCCUCACGUCUCGCUGGGUGCAGCCCCAGCCUCCUGGGGACGCUGUGGCUGCCGGGACCCGCCGGCUCGGGGCUCCUUUGGCUCGGGGGUGUCGGGGGGGCCCCUCUGCCCUCCCUCAGCGGCCCUGGGGGAGCUCUUGGGCUCCUUGCGAACAACCACGGGUGUUGA
Messenger RNA from Poecile atricapillus (Black-capped chickadee), 981 nucleotides. RefSeq names its product collagen alpha-2(I) chain-like. The transcript is spliced from 2 exons. The record is from RefSeq and is a predicted model, not a curated record. The coding region runs from base 1 to 981 and encodes 326 amino acids. Lineage: Eukaryota; Metazoa; Chordata; Aves; Passeriformes; Paridae.